AUGAGUUCUAAAUCAAGACCAAGAUGCUUUUUUGAUAUUAAAAUCGAUGACAAAGAAGUUGGUCGUAUUAUAUUCGAAUUAUUUAGUGAUAAAUGUCCAAAGACAUGCGAGAAUUUUCGAUCAUUAUGUACUGGUGAAUCUGGUCGUGGUUCAACAACACAUAAAAAGUUACAUUACAAAGGAUGUUGUUUUCACCGUGUUGUCAAAGAUUUUAUGAUACAAGGCGGAGAUUUUUUAGAGGAUGAAAACCUUGAAAUAAAACAUGAUUGUCCCUACUUGUUAUCGAUGGCUAAUCGGGGCCGAGACAUGAAUGGAAGUCAAUUUUUCAUUACAACAGCUCCAGCACCUCAUUUAGAUGGUCUACAUGUUGCAUUUGGUCAAGUGAUCAAUGGUCAAAAUGUCAUAAAAGAAAUUGAAAAUUUACCCACUGAUGCAAAUAGUCGGCCAAAAUCAAAUGUGACGAUUUCACAUGCUGGUGAACUUGUAUUAGUCAAAAAAAAUGAAAAAUCUAAAAAACGUAAAAAGCACACCGACGAAAAUGAAGAUCAUCGAAGUCGCUCAGAUUCAAGUUCAAGUUCAUCAUCAAGUUCAACGACGGCAAGUGAGACAAGUGUCGAUGAAUCAGCGACAACGACAGCAGCAGCCGCUUCAGAAAUGAAUGAUUUAGAAGAUGACGGUGAUAAAAAUGGUGAGGUGCAAUCAAAAACGAAAAAAGAAAAGAAAAAAUUAAGCAAAAAGAAGAAAAAGAAGGAAAAACAUCGCAAAAAAAAGAAGCAUGCAAAAAAAUUAGCUAAAUUAGCAAAACUUAGCGAACAACAAGAUGACCACGAAGGAGAAGAAGAUCCUGUGCAAGAACAAGAAAAUAGAAACAACACAUCAGACGAAAACGAAGUUUCUGGACGUGAAAUGAUGGGACUGAAAACGUCGGUCGAUCCAGAAGAAAUACCUGUACAAAAACUUUUAUUAAGAAAUGUGAAUGAUGGGCUAACACAACAGCAAAAUCAAAAUGAUCAGGAUAAACAGACAUCUUACAAUGAUACAAAUCAGAGGCAAACUCGCAAUCAACAUUAUGAUCGUGUAUAUCAAAAAAAAGAUGCAAAUGGUAGACCCGUGAAAGGUCGUGGAAAUUUGCGCUACACUGGCCGAAAUCAUUCUCGCUCUGUUACUCCACCUCACUGGCGUUCGGCAUUACGCGAUCGUGAGCAUCUUGAAGAGAGAAAAAAUGAAAUGAUUACAAGUGCAAAUAAUGCGACUAUUGAUUCGCAAGAAAGCGGAAAUGGCAAAUCCAACGACAUGUCUGAUGACCGUAACCAAAGUCUAAAACGCUCUUAUUCUCGUGUGAAUAAUGAGGAUGAGCCACAACCACAACAACUGUCGCUUGAGAAUGAAGAAAAUGAAAAGGAAAUGGAAGAUAAUUCAGGUAAACGUUCAAAACGUUAUAAUGCGACCGAAACCCAUGAUAAAAUUCCACAAAAACAUUCAAUUCCGAGUGUUAUUCGCCGAACAUCACAAGAAAAGUCUCCGACAAGGCAAUCACAUCACGAUCAACAGCAACAUUAUCGAAGUGAGAGAGGAGACAGAGAUGGACACUAUCAUCGAACAACAUCACGACACGGAGAUGAUAAAUCAACGAACGAGAACAAUAACACAAGAAAUCCAAAGCACAGUGAAGAAAAUCAGAUGGAAAACAAUAAAGAACAUGCUUCAACAACAACCUCGACAAAUAUAGAUACAGAAUUAUCAAAUAUGGCUAAAAGCCAACAUCCAUCAUCUUCAACAAAUUCUCGCCGUUCUCGUUCUAAUUCACCUUCUACCAUCGAUCAUCGGCGAACGGAUUCGUCGCGUGGAACGAGAGAUGAUCAGUACCAACGAAAAGACUCUUCUUAUCGUCAUCGCUGGGAUUCUAAAGGAGAUCAGAAUCAUUCAGGUAGUACUAGUAAUAACCGAAGAGAUUCCGAUCGUCAAUAUCGUUCAUCGCAUCGGAGUAAUCGUGAUCGAGAGCGAGAUCGUGAUUCACCAAGCAGAACAAAUCGUUCACCUUAUCAUUCAUCGUCUCGUCACUACACCGAACAUCGUCGAACACCGUCACCGUCGAAAAAUGAACAUCGACUUAAACCAACAGAAAAUAAAUCACCAACAAAACAGCAACACCAAGAACAAGACGAACCGACAAUAAACGUAAUUUCUGACCAUAAUACCUCUAUACCAUAUAGUGGAAAUAUCCCAUCUGACUCAUCACGUGAUGAUGUUUCAACAAUCAUAGCAGCAUUACGAGAAGUGGUUCAUCAACCUCCCCCUCCACCUCCUCCUCCACCAUCUACUCAAGCUGCUCCAAAUCUACACAUUUCCACACAACAUGCGACAACAAAAACUCGAAGUCGUUGGGAGAAUGCCGAUGAUUUUACAAUUCGUCAGAGUGUUGCAAAUCCAACAGUCUCGGCCAAUGUUGCUGCUCACCAUACGUCUGGGAAUGAAAUGUCACUUGAAGAUGAAUUAAGAAUGAUUGCAAAAUCUUCAGGUAGCUCAGCGCCUGCAUCUAUCGUUAAUGAUCUAUACAAUGAAAUACAACAGCAACCAAUCUAUCAUGAGGAUAUUCAAUCCGAAUAUACUGAACGAGAACAAUCUAAGCAAGAGCAAGAAAAUCCUAUUGAAUCACAAGCUAAAAGUCCUCCACAUUCCACGACGAAAUCAAAAUGGGAUGAUGAUGAACAGGAGAACGAUAGUAAAAUGGAAGUUCAAGAACAGCACUCACGAGUUGGAGAAAAAAUACAACAACAGUAUGAGCAGAAUAUGCGUGCAAAAUCACCGCAAAAACUUGGAAAACAGAAAAUAAUCGAUUCCAAUGAUGGCGACUUGAAGGAUAAAAACAAACACGAAAAACCAGACAUUUCUGAGAAAAGUGAACCAACAUCUAAACGCUCUGAGAACGAUUCGUCGAUCGAUAAACAUUCACCAUCAAAAAAAUACCAGAGCCGUUCAAAAAGUCCAUUAGCUAUAGCGCGGAAAGAAACAUCUUCUAAACGAGUAGAAUCAGUUACUGAAACGAGUAAAAAACGUGAUGAUUCUACAUCAUCCACAUCGUCAAGUAAUUCAACAAAAUCUUCUUCAUCUUCAAGAAGUUCGAAAGCAAGUGGUCGUGAUAAAAGUAGAAAAGCACGUGACAAAUCUCCACCUCACAAACGAGCAACAAAAUCGUCUCAUCAUAGUGAUCGAGACAGAAGAGACCGCGAUAGACGUUCAAAAAGUCGUGAUUAUUAUCGUUCAUCAUAUAAUUCAUCAUCUCUUUCAAGAAAUUAUUAUGAUUCUAGUCGUGAUUAUGAUCGUGGUUACAAUGGAAGUAGCAGUAGACGAUACGACAGCAGUCGACGAAAUGAUUAUGGAGACAGAUACUAUAAUGAUAGAUAUUACAACGACAGAAGAUCAGAUCGAUAUCGGGACAGAGAUUAUGAUAGAGGUCGAGAUCGUGGUUAUGAUCGAAAACGAGACGGUUAUUCAGAUCGGAAUGAAAAAACAUCUCGACGUCAGCGUACAUCAUCCAGGGAUCGAGCUCGUCGGACUGAUUUGGAAUCAAAAGGAGCAAAAUCAUCCACUUCGACAUCAGAAAAAGUUACCGAAAAAAAACCGAUAUUGAGCCAUUUAGAACAAAUGACUGAACAAAAACCAGUUUCAGAUGGCUCAUCUUCAUCCAGUUCCUCUUCGAGAUCAUCAUCAUCGGAUUCUUCGGUUUCUAGCGGUAGAUCAAGAAAUCGUUCAAAACAAAAUUCAGAAGCUAGAAAUUUAGAUGAAAAUACAAUUGAAAAGAAAACAGUAGAGAAGUUGUUGUCCCCACGUCAUAAACCUGGUAGUCGUCAUCGAUUUCAGAGAUCAGAUUCGAAUGAAGAGUUCGAAACAUCAAACAAGUCGUCUGAUUUAACAUCUCCAGCAAAAUCGAAAGUUGAAACAGUGUUCGACACAAAUUUUGAAACAUCACAACCACGUAUCGCACCAUCUGAGCGAAAAAUUCGUAUUGAACUUUCAUUCGACAAACAAACACCUCAACCGCCACCGGAAAUGCUUCCGCCUACACCACCACCACCGCCUCCUCCCUCACCACCGCCCUCACCAGUAAAUGAAGAAAGCAAUCAACAAAUGUUAGUGCUUCCAGAUGCAUCGUUUAUUUCAACAACAACAGUUACUGAAACAACAACGAUUACAGAGGAAGAAUAUAUAGUCGAACGACAAGAUGAAGAUAUGGAACUGAGUGAUAAUGAAAAAAGUCCUGAACAGCAACAUCAUCAAAUCAGAGAAGAAAAAAUACGUCCUACAUCGUCAGAUGAAGUUCAAUCGGGUUCGAUGUUUUCACCAAAUGAUAAAUCGCAAAGCAAAGAAGAACAAACGGAUUUACCCGUUGGAAGUCUAUAUUCUUUGAGUGAUGACAAUGAUGAGAGUAUGGAUUUGGAUAAUGUUCCAUUACCCUCAGAUGAACCGAGAAGAAUGACAAAUGACGAGAACAGGAAACAACAACAACGUUCAAGAACUCAAAGCUCAAAUUCAAAUCAUUCGAAUGAUGAAAAAAAAGUAGAAGAAAAAAUCCAACGUCGAUCUAAAACUCCGUCGCCAUCGCCCAAACGUGUUUUGAAACAAGAAACAAAGUUAAGACGAACUUCGAGUGGGAGUAGUGUUGAAGAACAAUCAACACAACGUCGAAAACACCAUCGAAAACCUGAUGAAGAAGUAGAAAGGAGUGAACAAGUUCGGUUAAAUGUCGACUCAAAACACAAGGAGACUUCAUCCACUAAAUCUUCGAAGCAUGAUGAUCAUUCAACAUCAAAUCGAAAAGAUACGAAAUUAAUAAAAGACGUUCCAUCACAACAAACGAGCACAAAAUUAGAUAGUCCAUAUCUUCCAGCUACGAAAGAACAGCAACAAGAUAGAUCAUCUCCAAAACGUCGAAGUUCACGUUCAUCGUCAGUUAGUUCGAGUUCUUCUUCGAGUUCGUCAUCUUCAUCUGGAAGCAGGAGUUCAUCUUCAUCUUCGACGGCAUCAGCCAGUAGUUCAAGUUCCUCGUCGAGAUCAUCGUUACGAAAAAAUCGGAAUGACCGUGAUCGUCAUUAUCAUCAUCAUUCAUCAAAACCGAAAUAUUCAUCUUCCUCUCGCCGUGCACAAUCACCUCAUUCAUCUUCCUCACGUGCGAUAGGAAGUUCAGGACGUCCAAGUAACAACAGUAGUAGUUCGCAUCGUCAACGAUCAAGUGAAAGAAACAACUAUUCAUCUUCACGUAGCAACAGACAAGAAGAUAGUCGAAAAUCUUAUAAAAAUCUAUUUUUAUUUAAAUCAUGCUGUCUUGAAAUAAUGUAUGGUGAUUCUCCGAUAAUCGAUAGUCCAACCGGUUAUUCUCCACUUUCUACUAGUGAUAAUAAAUCAACAAUCACAAUGUCUUCUGCUGCGAAAGAUUCUCUAUCGUCGGCAACUCUCUCCUCUUCUUCUCCUUCUUACAAUGCUCGUCCUCGUAUAUUAUUAACCGGUUUACGUCGUAGUGGUAAAACAUCAAUACAAAAAGUGAUAUUCAAUAAAAUGCAACCAUUGGAAACAAAAUUUUUAGAAUCAACUAAACAAAUGGUAACAACUGAUUUUACAUGUGGAUCAUUUAUUAAUUUUCAAGUUCAAGAAAUACCUGGACAAUUGCAACUAUUCAAAGAUCAAGACACAUUAAAUAUUGAACGAUUACUAAGGCAAUGUAAUGCUGUUGUGUAUAUCAUAGAUGCUCAAGAUGACUAUCAAGAAUCAAUUCAGCGUUUAAUAUUGAUCAUUCAAAAUGGUCAUCGUGUUAAUCCUCGAAUACGUUAUGAAGUAUUUAUUCAUAAAGUCGAUGGUUUGGUGGAAGAUACAAAAAUAGAAACACAGCGUGAUAUUCAUAAUCAAGUAUGCGAUCGUUUAGAAGCAACGAAUAAUGCAGGUGCCACUAUUAACGGUGAUGUUGGACAAACUUCUACUUAUGUAGAUUCACAAGAUAUUCUCAUUAAUUUUCAUUUAACAUCAAUAUUUGAUCAUAGUAUAUUUGAAGCAUUUUCAAAAGUUGUACAAAAAUUAUUACCACAAUUUCAAUCGUUGGAAAGAUGUUUAAAUUUAUUGUUAAGUAGUUCAAAUAUUGAACAAGCAUUUUUAUUUGAUGUACAAACAAAAAUUAGUAUUGCCAAUGAUUCAUCACCAACUGAUAUGCAAAUGUAUGAAUUAUGUUGUGAUAUGAUUGAUUUACUGUUGGAUUUAUCAAAUAUUUAUGGACGUCCACCAAAUGGAGAACGAGCAAGUGGUGACAGUCCUGUCGAAUCUGAUCUUGAAGAGACAGAAUACCCAGAAGAACCACCUAAUUUCUGGGAUCAACACAGUAUGAGUAAUCGUAUGAAUGGUGAUGAUGAUGAUCUAGCUCAAGAAAUGAAUUAUAAUGAUCAUAAUAGAAAUUCAUCACAUACUGGCUCUGUGAAUGGUGAUAUUAUGGGUACAACUCCCACUCAACCAACACCUACACAUUCAACUCCUACCGCUAAUGCUGGCGGAAUAGUUCGUUAUACAACCUCAGCACCUGCCUUUCCCGUGUUUGAUAGUAUGUCUUCGUCUAUUAUCAAAUUAACUGGUGGACGAGCGUUAUACUUAAAAGAAAUCAAUCGUCAUUUAGCACUGAUAUGUAUCCUUCGAGAGGAAGCAUUGACUAAACAAGCUAUUAUUGAUUAUAAUGUAAGACAUUUGAAAAAAGCUAUUAUUAAUAUAUUCAAAUUAAAUUCAAGAACAAAUAAUCAGACUUAUCAAAAUAUUAUACGACAGCAAGAACAAGAUAUGACUGAUAUUAUUAAUUAA
Molecule: messenger RNA, 6831 nt
Organism: Didymodactylos carnosus
Lineage: Eukaryota; Metazoa; Rotifera; Eurotatoria; Philodinida; Philodinidae
Source: the annotation of a GenBank genome assembly